UGGCGAGGAACUGCUCGUCAUGCGCGAAUCAGAUCUGCUCGGCGUCGUCGAGUAGCAACCGGCAUUCGCACUGCCUUCGAUUUGAAAGGGAAAAACGCUAUGCCCGCAAAACAGUUGCACUUUGGUGAAAAAGCCCGUGCCGACAUGCUCCGCGGCAUCAAUAAGAUGGCCAACACCGUAAAAGUGACCCUCGGCCCGCGCGGCCGCAACGUGGUUCUGGACAAGAAAUUCGGCUCGCCCUCCUCCACGAAGGACGGCGUGACCGUGGCUAAAGAGAUCGAGCUCGAAGAUCCGUUCGAGAACAUGGGCGCCCAGCUGGUGCGCGAGGUGGCCAGCAAGACGAGCGACGUGGCCGGCGACGGCACCACCACCGCCACCGUGCUGGCGCAAGCCAUCCUGCGCGAAGGCCUCAAGCAGGUGACCGCCGGGCACGGCCCCAUGGACAUCAAGCGCGGCAUCGAACACGGCGUGGAGGUCGUUGUCGAGGAGUUGCGCAAGCUCAGCCGCGACGUCAGGGACAAAACCGAAAUCGCCCAGGUCGGCACCAUCUCGGCCAACAACGACGCCGACAUCGGCAACCUGAUCGCCGAGGCCAUGGAGAAAGUCGGCAAGGACGGCGUCAUCACGGUGGAAGAGGGCAAGACCUCCGAGACCGACCUGGACGUGGUGGAAGGCAUGCAGUUCGACCGCGGCUACAUCUCGCCCUACUUCGCCACCAAUACCGAGCGCAUGGAAGCGGUGCUGGAGAACGCUUACAUCCUGCUGCACGAAAAGAAGCUCGGCAACAUGAAGGAACUGCUGCCGGUGCUGGAGCAGAUCGCCCGCGGCGGUAAGCCGUUGCUGAUUAUCGCAGAGGAUAUCGAGGGCGAGGCGCUGGCCACCCUGGUGGUCAACCGCCUGCGCGGCACCCUGCAAUGUGCUGCCGUGAAGGCCCCCGGCUUUGGCGACCGGCGCAAGGAAAUGCUGCGCGACAUAGCCGUCCUGACCGGCGGCAACGUCAUCUCCGAGGAUCUCGGCAUCAAGCUCGAAAACAUCACUCUGGAUGACCUCGGCGAGGCCAAGCGCAUUACCAUCGACAAGGAAAACACCACCCUGGUGGAAGGCGCCGGUUCGGCUUCCGACAUCGAAGGGCGGGUGAAUCAGAUUCGCAUGCAAGUUGAAGAAACGACGUCAGACUACGACCGCGAGAAGUUGCAGGAGCGGCUCGCCAAGCUGGUCGGCGGCGUGUAA
Messenger RNA from Geodia barretti, 1230 nucleotides. NCBI's taxonomy places the organism in Eukaryota, Metazoa, Porifera, Demospongiae, Tetractinellida, Geodiidae. The record is from the annotation of a GenBank genome assembly.